UCUUGGUCCUCUUCGUAUCCUGCUGCUGUGCUACAGUUGGGCGCGCCCAGGCCAUAAUCCGAAUUUUACUCCAGCGGUUGAUUGUCCUCAUCUUUGCCCAAAUUCAAGUUUUCUCGUGGAUGCUCACUGGAUACCAAAGUAGCUGAAGAAAUGGCAGACAGAGGUUCGGUGCUGGCUACGCUCUGCAAAUCUCAAUGGCCCAAGCUUUUCAUCUCCAGUCAUAUUGUCUCAAGACCCCUGCUCUUACAUUCUGUUUACCCAAAAUCCUGUCUAGGUAAUUUGAUAUGCAAGGUAUUCUGGAGAGGGGCGGUAAUCAGGCCAGAUUACGGACCCAAAAGUUGUAAUAUCUGGGGGAUGCACUUGGUUCGGUUUCUAUCCACACUCCCCGGAGCUCCAGAGUCGGGAAGUAGGGGCAACAUUGCAGUUGUUGAUGAUUGUUUAAACAAAUCUGCGGAAUUGAAAGUGAAAAGAAAGAAACUGAAGGGUAGAAGGGCUGUGGUGAAGUGGUUGAAGUGCUUCAGGUGGAAGAAGAAGAAAGAAUUCCAGAAGAUGACUGCUGAGGAAAAAUUGCUUUUUAAUCUGAGAAAAGCACGCAAAAAAGAAGAAAGGCUUCUUGAAGCUUUAAAGAAGAUUGAACCCAAGGAAGAGUCUGAAGCCACCCAUGAUCCCGAGAUAUUGACACCAGAAGAACACUUCUACUUUUUGAAGAUGGGGAAGAAAUGCAAGAAUUAUGUGCCUGUUGGAAGACGUGGGAUAUAUCAGGGUGUGAUUCUUAACAUGCACCUCCAUUGGAAGAAGCACCAAACACUUAAAGUUGUUGUCAAGACAUUCUCCCCUGAGGAGGUUAAGGGAAUUGCUGCAGAACUGGCAAGGUUAAGCGGUGGCAUCAUUCUUGAUAUUGAGGAUGAUAAUACCAUCAUUAUGUAUAGGGGAAAGAACUAUGCUCAACCGCCGACAGAGAUAAUGUCCCCCAGAAGCACUCUUUCUAGGAAAAAGGCUCUGGAUAAAUCCAAAUAUAGAGAUGCCUUGAGAGCUAUCAGGAGAUAUAUACCUAGACUUGAGCAUGAUCUUGAGCUGCUUCGAGCACAAGCAGGGAACCAUGCCAGACUUCCUGAAGAAAAUGAAUCAAUUGGAUCCGAGAGUUUUGAUUCUGAUCACCAGUUACAUUUGCAAGCUGAGGCAUCCAAAAAAUUGAAUGAAGUAAUGUCUCAAAAUGGCCAACAUGAUGAUGAAAAUGACUCGGAGGAAUCUGAUAUGGGUGAAGAUUCUGAAGAUCUUUCAGAUAUUUUUGAGACCGAUGAGUCUGAGGAUGUGAAUGAUGAGGAUAGUAAUGAGGGACCCUCCCUUUAUCUGGAUGAAUUUGAAAAGUUUCCAGUUCAUAACAGUCGGGAAACAGAGGAUUUUGAGGAACAUUUGCGUCAAAUAUCCGCUGAUUCAAUGAAAGGGAAAUUCCAAGGUGGAGAUCGAAAGGCAUCAGAUCUAGAUGAAUUUGACAAGAUGAUCCUGGAAGCUGCAUCACUUUUGAAGAAAAACAGGAGAUGAAAAGCCUCCUUAUACUGGUGAGUGCAGUGGGGGCAGAUGGAACUGGGUGGCGUGCACUCAAGUAGCAACGUGAAGCCAUGGCUAUUAAUUUCCACAAGGUAAACAAACUUCGUGGGAAUCCCUCAACGUUUUUCUUUGUAUAAUUAUGCUCAUUAUUUUCUUUUCUAAGAGGGUCCAGCAGUGGUUAUGGCAAAAGUAAAGCUCUCGAAAAGGAAAGAGACACACACAACAGCACUCUGUAAAGUCUGCAACAAAUAUAAAAGUGAUCUGAUAUGCCCAUUGUGUACCCCUCAGGUUCUUUUCAUGAAUUAUACAUUGCUCAGAAGAUACAUGAUGCUCCAUUUAAGUCAUUUCACAACUCCAAAGAAGCAAUUAUUAUUCUUUUCCCUUCUUGUCCAUAUUAAAGAUGAGGUAGAUGAAAGGGGCUUCAUAGUAAUUUUAGAGGGUAAGAUCGGUGAAUUUGGAUCCCUUCCAAAACUGAAAAGUUCCAUUUGGAGGGAGGAGAGAAAUUAUGAUGUGAUGUAUUGGUGAGUCAGAUAGAGAUAAUAAGGUAGAUAUAGGAAGAAGGGAAUGUCAUACUACGUAGUAGUCAGGAAUGUCAAUAAAUGUGUUAAGCUUGUGUGCAGUUUUUUAUUGCUAAGAAAAUGCCAUUAACUUAUUUGGGAUAAUAUGUGUAUGUUAUCUAACACAAGUGAUACUCCGUAUUUAUUUGUCUGUGCCAUUUGCAAACAUCAUC
Molecule: messenger RNA, 2278 nt
Organism: Cuscuta epithymum
Lineage: Eukaryota; Viridiplantae; Streptophyta; Magnoliopsida; Solanales; Convolvulaceae
Source: the annotation of a GenBank genome assembly